UACUGAAAACGAAAUAUUGAUUCUUAAUUACAAGUUGUCCAAACAAAUAUAAUAGCAUAGGCAGUAAUUUUACAGUGCAAUUUACCACUGGAGACCAUCCUGAUGCACUUUGAUGUACUUGCUCACCGAGAGCUCCAAGGACUCUUGGUUGGGAAGGUCCACAAAUGUCAAUAUCCAAAACAGCAACCUACAGCAGAACAUGUGAAUAUAUUACUAUGUAGCCUUGUGUUAUGACUUAUGAGUCCUAGUUGCAGUUAUGAUUUUAUAUUUAGUUUUAUGAAAAUGCAUUUUGUGCAUGAGACAGAAGCAUUCUGGUUACGUAGAGCAGGUAAUCAAUAGGUGACUGGUACAAGCAGACUCGACCUAUAUAGAUACUGCACAUGCAAAGGCAUCUUCACUGCAUAUAAGUUGGUUGCCUAAACUACAACCAGGCUGAAUCAUUUCAGUUCCUGCCAUGUACAUUGAAAAUCACAUGGAUGUUCUCGGAUUGGGAAAGAGAGUCCUCAAAAGCUAUAUCGAGCUACACAGUGGACCCACUCUCGAGUAUGACUACGCAGCCAUUGAAGUUUCCAAACUUGGUGACAGGUCUUCCUAGGAAUCCACCUUACUCUUCUCAAACAUCAGCCCUUUGUACAAGAUUUACACCAAAUGAAUGGUUCCAGAAGCAAGUCAAAUUUUACAAUGAAGCUGACUCCAAUCGCUACUAUUCCGAGAGAAUGAGAAGCGAUGCUGUAAAAUGUAUAAGGGAGGCAGAAUCAAAAAUACAACACAAUCAAUAUGACACUGGCAGAAGACUAGGUGAAAGAAUAAGUGAUGUUACUUUUUGGCGCAAUGAAAUUGCAUCUGAGUUAGAAAAACAGGUUCAAGAAAUUGAGAGGCUUCAGGACUGUAGAACAACUCUUGAGAAAGCUGUUCAUGAUAUUCAAAAUCCAUUGCAUGUUGCUGAAGAAUGUCUAUAUCACCGAGAGGCAAGAAAAGGAAGUGAACUUGUUCAUGAUGAGGCUGAAAAAGCUUUGCUGAGAGAAGUACAGAACCUACGAAGUGGUCAAAACAGACUAGAAGCUUAUCUUGAUAAAUGCAAAGAUCAGCUCCGAAAUUGUAGAAUUUCGCAGAAUCAAUUAGAGCUUGAUCUAAAAAAUAAAGAAAGUGCUCUUGGUAUUGACAUGCUCUGUCAUCAAAUAAGUAAUACAAGCAGAGGCUUGCAGUACUAUUCUGGGAUUGAAAAAUAUGAUCCUUGCAUUUCGAAGCCUGAGACAUGGGCCGAAACGGCAAAUCGGAUCAUCCAAAAAUCACAGGCAGAGCGAACAAAAUCAUGUCAACUAAGAGCUGAUGCAGAAACUUUGAUCAAUCGAGUGGCACAAGAAAUGUGGGAUUCUUGGAAUAGCAGCAAUAAUGCUCUCUCUAGGAGAUGUGGUGAAUUGCUAGAAGCAAAGAGUAAACUACAACAGCACUUACAUAAAGUCCAGCAAGAGAUUUUUGAUGUUGAAAAGAACUUGGAAUUAUUACGUAAAGCCAUUUCUGAUAAAAGUUAUGCAUUGAAAGUUGCUCAAACAAGACUAGAAGCUCGUACACAUCGUCCAGAUAUGGAAUUAUGUCGGGACAAUGCAUACAUCAGUCUGCAAAGAGAAAUUGAUGAUAUAUAUAAUCAGGUUGAGAGAAUGCAUAAAUCAUUGAAAGAUAUGGAAAAUCAACAUCAAAGAUUGCUGAGAACACGUAAUGCCCUUGAACAUGAUCUUGCUUUGAAGAUUGAUGCUGUAUACAUUGACAAAGAAAAAGUUUGUGGCUUGAGACGUGCAUAUCCAGUCAAUGCAAUGUUUAGAUUCUAAAGGACCAGACCAAUUAUUUUUUUUUUUUCAUUGAGUUUGUAUUGUUUAAUUUGUAUUUAAAAAUCGUUAUUAGAUAUUUUUUAAUAAUGUUGAAUUGUUGCAUGAAUAGAGGAAAAAAGUAGAAAUGAAUAUCAGUUGUUAAAUUUUUAAAUGUUUACUUACUUGAACUAAUUAACAAUUGUAUACAAUUCAAUCACGUUUUUUUUAUGAUUAAUGGAGUUUCUUUAUAUAACUUGGUAUUGGUAGCUUGGUGCCUUCUUUAGCUUCGAAAAAUGUAUAAGACAGGACUAGUUCAUCCACCAUCUCCAUCUUGGGAUCUUCAUUAAACUCUGGGUCAAUGAAGAAAAAUACUGGCAUGUCAACCUUUGUAGAAUGAAUAAAUAAAAGAUAUCAAUAAAACAA
Molecule: messenger RNA, 2228 nt
Organism: Nasonia vitripennis (jewel wasp)
Lineage: Eukaryota; Metazoa; Arthropoda; Insecta; Hymenoptera; Pteromalidae
Product: tektin-3
Exons: 7
Coding region: 477-1826 (449 amino acids)
Biological process (GO): cilium movement involved in cell motility; cilium assembly
Cellular component (GO): nucleus; microtubule cytoskeleton
Source: RefSeq, a predicted model, not a curated record